This is a messenger RNA of Raphanus sativus (radish), 955 nucleotides long. Its product is annotated as cytochrome c oxidase subunit 5b-1, mitochondrial-like. Gene Ontology annotation, biological process: mitochondrial electron transport, cytochrome c to oxygen. The transcript is spliced from 6 exons. Lineage: Eukaryota; Viridiplantae; Streptophyta; Magnoliopsida; Brassicales; Brassicaceae. Gene Ontology annotation, cellular component: mitochondrial envelope. The coding region runs from base 160 to 678 and encodes 172 amino acids. The record is from RefSeq and is a predicted model, not a curated record.
AUUGAUUUGAAGUGAGAGCGACCAAUUCCAAAUAAUAAGAAUCUGAGCAAAGACUAGUAGCCACCACCCACCAGUAAGUACCCUACAAGAAUAGGAGAGCAUCGGAAUCGUUGGGAGGAUUUCGCUAUUCCUUCGAGUUCACGACCCAAACUCGUCAUCAUGUGGAGAAGAAUCGUCUCAUCUCAUCUCAAAACCCUAGCCGCCGCCGCUUCUCCUCGUCGAUCCAUAGCCACCACCGCCGCCAGACCCGUUCGCACCGCCAAUCGAUCGGCCAUUCCCGCUUCUUCUUCAUCCGUUAUCCCUCGCCAUUUCUUCAGCACUGAAUCAGAGACCAUUGUCACGAAGAAGAAGAAGGUGGAGGAUGUAAUGCCCAUUGCUACUGGUCAUGAGAAGGAAGAGCUUGAAGCUGAACUUGAGGGGAAGAGGCUGCUUGACAUUGACUUCCCCGAAGGUCCUUUUGGAACCAAGGAAUCUCCUGCAAUUGUAAAGUCCUACUAUGACAAGCGAAUUGUGGGAUGCCCUGGUGGUGAAGGCGAGGAUGAACACGACGUUGUGUGGUUCUGGCUUGAAAAAGGAAAGUCUUUUGAAUGCCCUGUUUGCACUCAGUACUUUGAGCUGGAAGUGGUUGGUCCUGGUGGGCCUCCUGAUGGUCACGGUGAUGAAGACGACCACCACUGAUUCGGGCCUCUCCCUUGCCGCGAGUUUUGCUUUUUACUAUUUUCACGUUCUUAAAGAUCUUUUUUUAGAUUUUUUAAUGAUUGGAAUAAAAAAUUAUAUAUGCCUGCUGGCGAAAGAGUUGAAAAUGUUUUUGAUCCUUUUAGAACAACACCACUUCGGUACCGGGGAGUUUGUCAAAAUGCCAAAACUCUUACGACCGUUGUUUUACUUUUGUAACAAUUCUUGAAUCAGAAUCAUUCUUGCCUUUUGGUUAUUAUAUAUUCGACUUUUGUUUUUA